Maudiozyma barnettii is the source of this 1452-nucleotide messenger RNA. It is a transcript of the gene PRP4, whose product is annotated as U4/U6-U5 snRNP complex subunit PRP4. Gene Ontology annotation, molecular function: U4 snRNA binding; U6 snRNA binding; protein binding. NCBI's taxonomy places the organism in Eukaryota, Fungi, Ascomycota, Saccharomycetes, Saccharomycetales, Saccharomycetaceae. Gene Ontology annotation, biological process: mRNA splicing, via spliceosome. Bases 1 to 1452 code for a protein of 483 amino acids. The transcript has a single exon. Gene Ontology annotation, cellular component: U4/U6 x U5 tri-snRNP complex. The record is from RefSeq and is a predicted model, not a curated record.
AUGGUUACAGAGGGAAUAUCGUUUGAGGAUUUGCCAGUUGAUAAUUCUCAUAAGAAAGACCAAACUACUAAUGAGACAGUUCAAGAGACACUAGAUAAAUUAGAAGAGAAGAAACGAAACUACUUGAAAAUAGCUCCGAAGAAAGACAGUGAUGUGAUACGGAUACUGGAAUUAAUUGAAGAACCAACCAUGCUACGUGAAGAGACAGUGGAGGAGAGAAGGAAGAGAUUGGCAACUAUUCUAUUUGUUAAUAGAGAUAGCUUAAAGAAAUAUUAUAAAUCUGAAUUAUACUUGAACUGUACAUCUGAAAAUGGAACUACGACAAACGACGGUUCUCUAUCAGAUGUCGAAGAUCAGGAAAACCAGAGCGAUGAAGAUGAAUUUUACACACCUGCAAGUAGCCAGUUACUUUCAGUAAGGAGGUUUCUGGUUAAGGAUUCGAUUGAAAGAGCCAGGAAGAGAAUUAGGAAUGAAAAACAAUUCACUAUUACUAAUACACAAUCUAGUAUGAUUAAAAGCCGAAGAGAACGAAUUAAAGUCGCUCAGCAUUUUGAAUUAGAAGGGUCGCAAGUCAUCUCGAAAAGACCUAUAUCUCGAGUAUCAAUUUCAGCCAAAUCAAAAUAUUUUGCAGCAGGGAGUUGGGGUGGGGAUAUAGUUAUUCAACAUGUAAAAACCUUAGAAAGAAUAGUAAAUAUUGAAGAAGAAGCUAGAGGGAAAAUUGGAGGAUUAGAUUGGAAUAGAAGGGGAAACUUAUUAGUUAGUGGUUCUGAAGACUCAACUGUUAGACUUCAUGAGUUUAACGAAUCUUGCAAUAGUCUAAAGGAACUUUUUACAUUGAAGGGACACGAAGGGAGAGUAGCCCAUGUUAAAUUUCAUCCAACAGAUAAUUAUAUUGCUAGUGCAUCAUUUGAUAAUACCUGGAGAUUAUGGGACGUAGAAACUGGUUCAGAAUUAUUAUUACAAGAAGGUCAUAAUAAAGAGGUUUAUAGCAUAGAUUUUCAAAAUGAUGGAUCACUCUUAUGCUCUGGCGGGUUAGAUAAUAUAGGACUUGUGUGGGACGUAAGAGCUGGGAAAUCAAUUAUGGAAUUAAAGGGACACACAAAACCUGUAUAUUCAGUACAGUGGUGCCCAAACGCUUACCAAGUGGCUACUGGAGGUGGAGAUGGUUUAAUCAAUAUAUGGGACAUUAGAAAUACAAAAAAAGCCAGUGAGAUCUUGGCUCAUAAAAACAUUGUUACUGAUAUAAGUGUCACCCACGAUGAGGCACCUUUUUUGAUCUCCUGUGGUUACGAUAAAACUAUUAAUAUUUACUCUGCCGAUAACUGGGCGAAAAUCAACACUCUAGUGGGCCAUGCAGAUAAAGUUCUAACAGCAAAUAUAUCUAAGGAUGGAAAGUAUAUAGUCAGUGGUGGUUGGGACCGUUCUGUUAAAUUAUGGGAAAAUCAUGCAUAG